AUGUCUAAUCAUUACCCCGAAACUUUUGGUUGGACUCCAGAGGAAGCUUUGAAUCAAUUCCGCACGGAGUGGUGGGGAAAAUGCCAUGACAUCCCGGCAGUACAUGGGACACUCUUCCUGCCACAGGCUGAGUUGUGGGAGGCGACGGUCGACUUAUGUCUCACCAACGGCCACAUCUUUGUUCGUGAGGAGUAUGAAUACAUCUACCAACGUCUUCUAGACGCUGCGAAUUGGCCAAUGUCCGCACGCAUACUGUCAGGCUCUCCUGGAAUUGGCAAAUCCUACUUCCUGCUCUACGCUCUCGUGCGACGCAUGGCGGAAUGUUCCACCACUUUAUUUACCACUAGUAAAGGAAUCGUCUACCUUUUCGAUUCGGAAGCUGUCUAUUCUUUGAAGGCGACAGAAUUCAAGACUUUGCAGCACUCGGAGCGCUCGUCCAGACCGCGGAGUCACCGGACCCUUCCCACCAUUGUCAACGUUAUCUUAGCACAAUCUCCCUGUACAGCCGCGCUAGUGAAUGGGCCCGGCGUCAUGGCUAAUCGCAAGUCUAAGUCCGGUGGACAAUCGCAAGGACCCAAGCAAGCCGCAGGAGGAGGGGCAUCUCGGUCCCCUAACCCUCAAGCUACCAAUAAGCCUCGAUCUGUAGCUACAGCCCAUCCCCAGAUGAUGGGAAAUGCUUCCUCAAAGCCUCCAGCAUCAUCAGGUACAGCUGCUGCACCUAGACCCCCACAACCACAAGCCACCGCACACCGUCCAUCAAAUGGGACUAAACAUCAAAAUGCUGGUAACGGGGCUCCCAAGUCUCAACGCGCCAACGGUUCAAACUUUGCCUACACUGGUCUACACGGCUCGUUGUCUCCAUCAUCAGCCGAAGCAAUGUCUGGACACAGGGCAUCCCAAGAUCGAUCUGUAAACCAGGGUACGCCUAAACGUAAUGGAAGCGGGCUGAACAACGGCCCUCAGAAAGUCCAAGGGCAUUCACCUCAACCCAACAUUUCUUCGAAAAACGAGGCACCGAAGCCGAAACAUUCUCAGGCCUUCUUCGGAGGCAAGCUUAUCAUCUUCAUCCGUCCUUACGCCAUCCAAUUAAACGGCUCUAAUAGGUCACUCUUCGGCCUCCAACUCAGCGCUGCCUUCACCACCCCGUCCCGGAAACGUCCAACAUUUGCAUGUGCCCAAAGCACAUGGAGCAACCAUAUCCGGGAACAAGGUGUUCCAAGACCCAUCGCCGACGUUGUUGCAGCAAAACAGAGUGGCCAUACCCAACCUCAUGCUCAAAAAGCACAGAACCAUGCUCCGACCCCCCCAAAGGAACCUACUUUCUUUUCAGCAUCGCCAGCCCAUCAACAGCAAUCAGGAAAAAAUACUGCCAGCAACACUUUCCCGAAGGUCCAGGUGGCAACAACGCACGCUCAACACCCUUCGCGUGGUGGUCAAUCGUCUGUACCACCAGCUCAAGGCUCUGAGAAGCCGUCGCAUAAGUCUCAGCAACAACACAAGGCGCCCCCGCACUCGCGUCUCAUGCAAGAGACAUCCAGCCACAAGGACACCCCUCCAAAGCCCUCGACGAACAAGGGAAAGCCGCCUAUGGAAAGUGUGCUGUCGACCGUAUCUUCAUUUUUUUCUACUGGAUCGGAAGCUCCGGGGAAUCCGUCCCAUAAGUCUCAGCAUACGCAACAAGGCAGAGCACCUCCGCACUCGCGUCCCGCACAGGAAACGUCCAAUAAAAGCAAGUUUUUCGGUGUUGUAAUUGCAAUGUUCAAGUCAGUUGAUGUAAAUGGGCAGUUCCCUACCAAGAGCGUGCUGCCGACACCGAAAGUAUCGCCAUCAAAUCAUUUUGCUGGAUCAAACGGUACUGGGAACCGAUCAGUUAACUUUGUGAUUCCUCCUGGAUCGACACACAACUCUGCAACUGUUGGUAGUGGGUCUCUCCACUCUCGAGCUGCGAAGAAGCAAGGGCCAAAUGUUGCUAAAGGCAGCGCGAAUGUGCCCCAGGCAGCAGCGGUCGAACCCCAGACCUGGGGGCAGAUGAUUUCAUCUUGGUUCCUUCCAUCAGCGCCCCCUGUUGACGUUCAGGCUGCAAAUAAAUCAACCUCAAGUUCGAUGAAAGCAAAAGACCCCGGCCCUAAGCCGCAGGCUCCGAACUCUACCAAAGCCAAUGAUGGCCGGUCGAAAUCUCACCCUGCACCGGACUUGUCCUUUAAUCCACGUGAACACUUGAGGAAGGAACCCAUCUUAUCAACAAAAGGCGCGAAGAAUGGAUUACAGGACCUGCCAAAUCGAUCAAACAACUCAGACACAUCGUCCUCAGCGACUUCGCCAAAGAAGGAGCAGGUGCCAACUCAUCAUAAUAUGCUAGCGCGAAGUGAUGGCGGCCCACAAUAUUCCUCAAGUGUGUCAGAAAAGCCUGAAAUGGCCAUAAAUUUGACAUCCGCAUUGAGUCAUGCCGCGGAUCGCUCUCGAAUGUCGAGCAAGCCUCAGGCAGCUGCUGUGCACCAUCUAAAACAAUUCCAAAUUCGAUCGAGCUCUAGCAAAGUAUUAUCUCAGCAUGAUCCUAAAAAGAAAGCUGCUGUUCGCAAAGGCUUACUACGUCAACGUACCCCCACUCUGAGGUGGCGAGAAUCCGAUACUCCUAGGACCGUCUCAGCAUACUCCACCUUAACCGCUGCGCCACUCCCAUCGCCUCCCAGGAACGAGCUCCAGAACAAAGUUGCUCGUAAAACAAUUUCCCAGAAUCCUGAUCUCUUCAAGGUCGUCUCACCGAUCAAGGUCGACAUCUUCAAAGAGUAUGUCAAGGACCACCCCAACCAAUCAUUCGUCCAAUCUGUUGCACGUGCGCUCAAGAAAGGAUUUUAG
Messenger RNA from Cyclocybe aegerita, 2856 nucleotides. The record is from the annotation of a GenBank genome assembly. Lineage: Eukaryota; Fungi; Basidiomycota; Agaricomycetes; Agaricales; Hemipholiotaceae.